AUGGAGAAAAUUCUGGUGACCUUACUUGAGAAGUUUGAAGCCAAGAUAUUUGCUUUGGAGGAGUCUAGAGACCUUGCAGACAUCUCAUUGGUAGAUCUUUUAAAUGCUCCGCAGGAGCAAGAGCAAAAGAGACAAAUUGGAGGGGAUGGAUCUAUGGGCCAUGUGGAAAGAAUUUGCAAGAGCAAAAGCAACCAGCAGGAGGAUGAGGCUAAGGCUGUGGUUCAAGAAGAAGAAGAAGAGCAACUGUUUAUUUUAUCCUAUUAUGCAAUCAAAGUCGGCAAUAGAAAGUAUGUUGAAGUUAAAGGUCGAGGGACUAUAGCUAUUGAAAGUGUUAUAGGUAGUAAACUUAUCAAUGAUGUUUUAUAUGUACCUAAGAUUGACCAAAAUUUGCUAAGUUUUGGACAACUUCUUGAGAAGUGGUUUAAGGUGUUUUUCGAGAACAAGAGGUGUAUCAUUAAAGAUGCUGAGGAUCAGGAAGUGUUUACUAUAAAGAUGAGAGGCAAUUACUUUUCACUAGAUCUCAUGGAAGAGGAACGAGCUGCAUAUCAAAUUUCAUUAAACAAUGUCGUGACAUGGCAUAAGAGAUUAGGCCAUUUUCACCAUCAAGCACUCUUGUUUAUGCAGAAGCAUGAGUUGCUACAAGGCCUUCCUCCACUGGAAGAUCACUUACCAAGCUGCAAAGCUUGUCAAUAUGGCAAGCAAAAUAGGUUGCCAUUCCCUCAAAAAUCUUGGAGAGCCUCACAGAAGUUGCAACUUAUGCAUACUAACCUUAGAGGACCACUAAAGACUUCAUCACUUAAAGGAAGCAGGUUCAAGUCUGAAGUGGCUGAAGUGUCUAGAGAUAUAAGGCUUUUGUGGAGAACCAAAGAAGAGAUUUAUGUUGAGCAACCAGAGGGAUUUGUGGUGAAAGGUCAUGAGGACAAGGUGUAUCUACUAAGGAAGGCUUUGUAUGGUCUUAAACAGGCACCAAGAGUCUGGUAUAGCAGAAUUAAUGAUCACUUGUUAAGCCUAGGCUUUGAUAAGAUCCUUAGUGAAGCCACUUUAUAUGUGAGAAAGGUGGAUUCUGACUUAAUUAUUAUAUCUAUUUGUGUUGAUGAUUUGCUUAUUACAAGAGGAAAUGAAGAGCAUAUUAAAGACUUCAAGGCAGAAAUGUUCAAGAGCUAUAAGGCUACAACAACUCCUAUGGUUCAGAAGGAGAAGUUUAGCAAGGAUGAUGGGUCUGACAAAGUUGAUGAAAGGUUAUAUCAAAGCUUAAUAGGUUGCCUGAUGUAUCUCAUAGCAACUAGGCCUGAUAUCUUAUAUGAUGUGAGUAUGCUAUUAAGAUUUAUGCACUGUGCUAGUGAAGUGCAUCUUUAA
Messenger RNA from Pistacia vera, 1356 nucleotides. RefSeq lists its product as uncharacterized. The record is from RefSeq and is a predicted model, not a curated record. NCBI's taxonomy places the organism in Eukaryota, Viridiplantae, Streptophyta, Magnoliopsida, Sapindales, Anacardiaceae. The transcript has 6 exons. Bases 1 to 1356 code for a protein of 451 amino acids.